AUGGCCGCCUCCCGCGUCGUUUGGCGGCAGAAUUUACGAUUUCAGCCAAACGCUACUGGACGACGAGCUGUUACAAACUGUCACUCAAUCGUGAACGGUACUGCAGCCAGCGCUCGUACAACAACACACCCAUAUUCCCACGAUCUGCCACCUUCUCCAACUGCUCGUGAAUUUGAUUCAAGGUGGCUUUCGGUGAUUAAAGGGCGAUUAGGAAAGUGCUUUACCUUCGGACUGAAACCACACCAAAUUGACGAAGCGGGGGAGAUACUCCAGGUUAUAGCUCGGGAUUGGCGAGAGUUGACUGCGGGGAGUGAAGGGUUUCUCACGGGGAUAGAGAGACAGGGCCUCUAUCGUCACAAUGUCGUAUGGGGAGAAAUGACUGAUUCACUUUCUUUCCCCUUCGCCGAAUUGACAGGACAUCAUGGACACGUUAAUAACGUAUCGUACGUGAGAUAUGCGGAGACCGCGCGAGUCAAUUGGACAAGAAACAUCGGUACCCACGUGGAUCGCGCCAACAAGAGGGCAUGGUUUAACCUCCUCGGCUCAACCGGUGUCGGCUUGAUAUUGAAAAGCAUCAAGAUAGAUUACAAAUUCCCUAUGACCGCUCCAGAUAAAAUAAGCGUAUACCACAAACUAGCAUAUCCGCCUCCAGCGUCUUCUUCUCCAGCUUCCUCUGCAUAUUCGUCAUUUCAGCUGGAUGUUCUAAUACUGUCCGAGGCGCAUCAACGUCCUGCCGCGCGUUGUCAUGAGGAUAUCGUCGCGUAUGACUACCGGCUUGGGCGUAAAGUCAAAAUGCUCCCGCCGUUUAUGAUGGAUCAAUUCCGGACAUUGUGGGAGUUACAGGAAGCAUCGAAGCGGACAUGGGGGGUGAAAGUUAAGGAGAUUGAAGCUCGAGUGAGAAGGUUGGAAACAGCAAGUUGGGAUCGGCCAGAUGCUGUUGAGGAUAUGGGUUCUUCAGGAUAA
Histoplasma capsulatum G186AR is the source of this 963-nucleotide messenger RNA. RefSeq lists its product as uncharacterized. The transcript has 4 exons. Gene Ontology annotation, molecular function: fatty acyl-CoA hydrolase activity. The record is from RefSeq and is a predicted model, not a curated record. NCBI's taxonomy places the organism in Eukaryota, Fungi, Ascomycota, Eurotiomycetes, Onygenales, Ajellomycetaceae. The coding region runs from base 1 to 963 and encodes 320 amino acids.